CCAAAAACAUUUUUUUUCUGAAUAAGGCAGAUGCCUUAAAUUAGAGGCAGCACACAACGCUGCAAACAAAUUCCUGCACUACUUUCUAAACGAUGCUGGAAAUUAUGAACGAUGUCGUCGAACGUUAGUUCCCGUUCUUACACCUGCAGAGAAACAGAGGCUACGGCCCAGAGGCUCCAUAUUAGGGUUUCAGUGGCGCAAUGGUGAAGGUGCAAUUGCAGUAGUUGGGGUUCCAACGUUAACGAUGAAUGGUGAGGAAUCGGUGAGAGCGAGUCAGGAAGCUGUUGAAUCGCGAUGGCGUUGAGCAAUUUUCUGUUGACGGUGGCGGCAGUAGGGGCUGGAUUUGUCCUGCUUUCAAGAGAUGUGCGCCGAUCCGCUGUGAAUCUCCGGAGAAAUCUUAAGCAUGUGCGCACCUGGCUUGAGCAGGAACAAGCCUCCUUUGGUUCUGCGUCCAAACAUGCAAAACCCAAGGGAGGUUGAAGCAGGAAAGUCUGAAAAGCUCACCACGAAAGAGGAGAAGCAUUAAGUGUACUCAGUGUGUUUUUAGGGAAUAAUGUAUCGGAGUACUCUACUUGUGUAUCUAGGGCUGUCUACUUUAUUCCACCAUUACGGUAUUAAAUUAUAGGUCUCUUUGUGAGAUAUUGAAGUGGUAAGUCUUGAGGUUUCCGAAUUCUUUUUAAUUCUAUUCACACAUGCAGAUGAUCUCCAGGUUUUAGUUAAGUCCAUCCGACAACCAGCGUCUUGGCGAAUUUUUUAAUCUGCCAAUGAGUGUGGGGGAUUAGAGGCGUUAUUAGAGGCUGAAAGCUCAAUUGCAGUUUGUCUAGAACUAGCCUGUUCUUUAUAUCGACUAGGGUGUGAUGACAGGAAAGUCAAUGUUGGUGCAAGCUCUCAGAAUUAAUCAAUGUUGUGGAAACUUUGAAAGUAAAGACAUUCUGUCAACUCUUUUGCGUGUA
Messenger RNA from Physcomitrium patens, 953 nucleotides. RefSeq lists its product as uncharacterized. The record is from RefSeq and is a predicted model, not a curated record. NCBI's taxonomy places the organism in Eukaryota, Viridiplantae, Streptophyta, Bryopsida, Funariales, Funariaceae.